CCAAUUUUAACAACUCCAAAUAGAUUUUCUUAAUGAUCCGUAACAAAUAGCAUAUCUAUGCGAUGUUACUUGAAAUCUAGAGCUUCAAUAAUUCGGACAGAGUUUGUGAAGCGUCUAUUUUGAUCGAUGAUUACAAAAGUUGCGUAUGUAUACAUAUACAGAUACGUAAAACAUUUGCUUGUGUUGUCUGGCUGUAUGUACGUACACAUGCAUAUUACAUGUAUUUGGCUAUGAACCAGGAAGAAGUCAGCCACGAUUAUGAUGCGCCGACGCUCAUUUUUUUUGUACAUUGUUGUGUCGCGGUUUUAUCGCGAACUUACGAUUAGAUGACGGAGGAAUGGACCGUGGUGUUAGAAGGGGGUCCCCCGUGGGGCUUCCGCAUUGUUGGUGGUGUUGACAAGGGUCAGGAACUUCACGUUUCCAGGGUGAACAGAGGAGGGAAAGCCUUUUCGAAAGGAAUUAAUGAAGGAGAUUCUAUUAUAUCUAUUAAUGAUUGCAAUUCGGCCAAUUUAACAAACGCUGAAGCCCAUGCAUUGCUCAGAAAGUCCGAGAAUUUUAUGAAGUUAAGCAUUAAAAAAAAAUCCCAGAAAUCGAAACGUUGUAUUACGGAAAAUAGUGCCGAAUUUGUUGACACCCACAGGGCCUUUGAAAUACCAAAAAGUGAUAACACACAGACAAUACAAACGAAUCCGUUCGACGAAAUAAACGAAAAUUCAACUUUAUCGUCCGAUAAAACUUCAAAUCAGUCUCAAGCUUCAACUCUAGAAGUUAUCAAGGCUAAUAAAGAUCAGGAGUCGAAAUGCUCGCUGGCACCGGUUACGUCGUCGUCGUCGUCGUCAAGCGGCGACUGUUUCUCGACUGAUAAUAGCCCCGUCAUUACAACUGAUAACGCGAUGGCGAAGAAACGUCGAAGAAAAUCCCGACAGAACAACGGCAACGGCAGCAAUAUGAGCCCGGCGACUUCUUCUUCCGGUAGCACAGUCGAUCAACUUCCGCAAGCCGAAUUGAAACCAGAACAACAAACCACAACGAAUUUUUGUGAUACUAUCGAAGAAUACAAUCAGGCGUCAGAAACAGUUGAAUGUGAUAACGACAACGCGGUGAUAAGCGACCGAAACGUUCCUGAGGGAAAAACAACGAAAUUGUGUGAAUUUAGUGAAAGUGAUAAUUUACCGAAUACUACGACGAAUGUUUGCGAUUCCACGGCAGAAGAUGGUGACGGUCAAAAGUCGAAACUUUCCGGCGACUCUCUUCUUCAUUAUAAGGUAGAGUUCCCUGACGUACAACGGCGAUCGCCGAAACAAAAGAGCCCCUCUAUUACGAAAAGUAGAAGCUUGGAUGACGACGACGUGCCUAAAAUAACCGAAAUAUCGGAAUCCAUCGGACUCGAAGAAGAUAACAAACACUUGUCGCAUUCGCAAAACUUCACCGUUUCAACCGUGGACUCGGAAGUUGAAUGGGAGAGCGGCGACGACCUCCAGGACCUUCCGCCCAUACAACCUCCGAAAGAAUUUCUUAGUACUGCAUCCUUGCAAAUAGAGGAAGACCUGGGCGUAGCCGAAACGUCCCGGAUAUCGCCCGAAGAGGAAAAGAACCUCAGGGAUUUCCUGGGGGGCCUGAAUCUCGUCAAUUCCCCGCAAGAUGAAGCGUCUUCGGAUAAAGAAAACUACAAGGAGAGAAAGGCCAAGAAGAGGGCUGCCAUCGUGCAACAUUUCAUCCCUUAUAUGCAACAGCCGAAGUUUCUGGACGUCAUCCAGGAAGAGUCCAGUGACGUAAGCGACAAGGAAUCGAAAACGAAAUCGCCCAAUCGUAAUUCCGGUAAGAAAUCGCCGGAACGUCCGGUGCUUCUCGAAACCAAGGUGACCUAUCCCGACGUCUUCGGCGCGGAAAUCAUUAACACGUCGGUGGCAGAAUCGAGCUCGGACGCGGAACUGGUAUUUUUGGACGACAGCGACGACGACGACGACGAAGAAGAAAAAAACGUAAAAAUAAAUCCUCUGUUGUCGCAACUGACGCCUCCGCCUACUCCCGACGUCACCCCGAAAGAGGCGCUUCCCGGCGACGAUAAUAAUCAACCUAAUAAAAUAAUUAGGUCCGAUUCACACUCGCCGUCCUCCUGCAGCGACACGUCUCAGUGCACGGCCAAGUACAACCCGUCGUCUUCCAUUGGAGACGUAACGUCUCUCCUGCAAGACGAACUUCCGGUUGUGACUUCGCACCGUUAUCAGCCUAACACUCUCAGAGAGAUCUGCCUGACGAAACUCGUGUCUCUGCCGUUCGGAUCGGAAAUAAUCGAAGAACUGGCAUCGGUGGCCGAGGCCAUCCAAAACAUGACCACUUUCAAUGUCCAAAAGCUGCACUCGGACGUGAAGUUCAAAAGAGUGCGACCGUUCUUACAAAAACUGAACAGCAAGGAGGAAGACGACGAGAACAGCGAGGGAUCGGCCAUCAAAUGGUGCGGGUUCCCCACGGAGAACGACCCGAACGUUUUGGUGUGCCUGUCGCCGACGCAAAGGGCGUAUUUGGACACCACCAGGAAGAUACCCCAUGAAGUCGACAGGCUCCUGGACAUGCACGCGAAAUUCUUGAACCGAUGUCGAUCGUACGACAAAGAGCCCGACAUCGACUCAGGCCAAGUGGUUUUAACGUCCGUGCGGCAAUCAAAUGGUCAACGUACCUCGGCCCCUGACGACAGAGCGAACUCUAACGAGUUGACGAUGACUAACAGACUUUUGGCAAUCAUCCGAGAUUCGGACAAACGACGGGCAGAAUUAGAAAAUUGCAACUAUAACAAGUGCGAACCGUCCAGGAAUUUCACGUUGCCACGCACCAGAUCCGAAGAGGAGGAUAGCUGUUGCGCACCGGCUGUCGCGGAUCCCGAAGGACGAAGACUGAAAGCGAAAAAUUUAAGCGAGUGGCUGCAGUUGGCCCGCGACAAGAGCUCCAGCGAAACGAAAUUGGACAAGAUGGAAGAGUACAAUCGCCAGGCAGAAAUUAACAACAAUAACAGAAACGAAAAAGCUACCAGACGCCUGUCUCUACCCUACGACAUCUAUCAGCGUCAAAUAGAGUACAUAAGAGAGAAGGAGAUCGAAUUGCAGAGAGAGAUCGAACAACUCGAAGAAGAGAAACGCAAGCUUUUCGUGGAAAUGGUCGAAAAUCAAAAGGAAACCCCAGUUAACAAGUCUUCCCCGCCCCAACCGCCCCUGCGCAACGCGUCGACAAAAGAUCGUCCGAAAUCAACCCCUAUGGCUCCAACCGAGUUCUUCAGGCAACAGAUGUAUGAGGAGUACAUGAGUCAGGUGGCCGCCCGAAAAGACCGGAAACAUAACAAGGUCAUCAAAAUUUCGUCCCCUCCUCAUGACCAUCAUCAUCAAGAGGAAGAACAACUGCAGCAAACCCGGGUUUCGGCCGAAGUCAUUCAUGUACCCGGGAUCGAAGAAGAAUUCAUGGACAAGGUGAAAGAAAAACGAAAAAAAUUUGGCCUGCAAAAGGAUGACAGCGGCGAAGAUGGUGGUGGCAAGAAGACGGUGGACAGUAUCGAUAUGGGCCAAGAAACAGACAGUGAACCUGUGCUAGUUCUAAACGGGGACUCGAUAUCGACGGCUAAAGGGUUGCCCAAACAUCUCCAGGAAUUCGUGUCGAUCACGAAAGACGCCGAGGAAUCCGGCGAAGAAACGGACACAGGGGGGUUUAACAGGAGAAAACGGGAUGCCGAUAAAAUAAAGAAAUGUCUUAGUAAAAAUCGAAGAAGUCGAAGUUUCAGUGAGUUUGGAAGUCUGCUACAUGAAAUUGAUAGUUUGCUUGUUUUGGGAAAGGGGUUUUUGUUUGAAAAAGGUGUUUGGGCACCUGGUAAAAGAACAUCACCUAUUAGGACCGAAGAUAUUCCUACAAGCGGUGAACCUCAAAGUAAUGUUCCACCUCCGCCGCCCAUUUGGACGCCCAAAAGUGCCGGUUCCAGUCCCAUUGUCGAACGAAAAGAAUUUCGGCCAGUCGCUUUUGAAUCUCCUACAUUAGGUCGAAAACAAAGAACCCCUGAUGUUCAAUCGUCGUCGAUAGAACCGCCGUGGAAGAUUUUUUCUGAUUUAAAUAAUAGUACAUGUGGUGGUACAUUUUCUAUUUCUGAUAGUAAAAUACCACGGAGCAAAUCUACGGACUUUUCCGGCUCGCGAUUGCCCAGAUAUCAAAAUCCAACCAUCACCUUGUUACAAAAGGCUAGAGAGGGUCAAAUUCCUAAAGGUCCAGUCUACAUAAACUACCCCGAUGACAAUACCUUAAGAAGGCCCAAAGAUGAUAAACCACCUUUGGUGAAACCUGGAGAAGUUUUGUACCAAAUCAAAAACGAAUAUACCAGCGAAUCGGAAGGGGAAGCCCCAAGAAAAAUGGCAGACCUUGGUCAAAGAAAAUACGAGGGAAUUGGUCCCACGACUAAAGAAGGAAUACCAAUAACACUACGAUCGGAAGUUAAAGACGGUAAUCAGCACAGAUGGUACAAAAGGAUGUAUGACACAAUCCAUAAAAAANUAGCUUAUGAGUUUCCGCCAUUAGAAAUCUAG
Molecule: messenger RNA, 4556 nt
Organism: Agrilus planipennis (emerald ash borer)
Lineage: Eukaryota; Metazoa; Arthropoda; Insecta; Coleoptera; Buprestidae
Exons: 13
Coding region: 327-4556 (1409 amino acids)
Molecular function (GO): protein binding
Source: RefSeq, a predicted model, not a curated record